AUGCAGGGAGCACUUCGGAGGGGGUCGAGCCUGCUGGGGGGUACACAAGAGUACACUGCGCUCAACUUCGUGUUCAAGAAUCUGUGGGAACAGUUUCAUCGUCCGGCCAACGUGUACUUCCUGGGGAUAUCGAUCCUCCAAUGCAUCAAGCCCAUAAGUAUUACCGGUGGUACGCCCACGACGCUCGCCCCGCUCACGGCCGUCCUCAUUGCAACGUCCACCAAAGAUGGAAUUGAAGACUUCACUCGGCACCAGGCGGACGCGCAAGAGAACUCGCGAACUGUAACACGACUCGUCGUACCCGGCCAGCGAAGAAACAGCGUUGCGGGAGGAAAAGGUGGUGGCGGCCGCGGUGGGAAAGAAAGAAAAAACUCGGGAGGCAGCAUCAGGGGCAGUAAACCGCGACCGCCUGCCGCCACGGAAGAAGUACCUUGGAUGGACGUUCAGGUGGGAGACGUGCUGGAGAUCCGAAAUCGAGAAAAUAUCCCGGCGGAUCUGGUGAUGCUGUCGUGCAGCGACCCCAAAGGAACUUGCUUCGUUUUGACCUCUAAUCUCGACGGUGAGACUAACCUGAAGCCACGGGUUGUGAGCCCGGAUCUUCGGGCGGUGAUUGCCGCUGCCGACGGCGCAGCCGCUGUCGCGGAGUCGGCAGGGGGGUUAGCUGGGGGCGAACAAGGAAGUGUGCUGGCGUUGGCGGCGAAGGGCGCCUUGGUGGAGUGCGAUCUGCCCAACCAGAAGCUUGAGCACUUCGACGGCGCGUUGGUGCUGCAAGGGGGCGAACGAAUACCGCUGCAAGGUAAGAAUAUACUCUUGAGGGGGUGUCAGCUGCGGAACACCGAGUGGUGUCGGGGAGUGGUGGUGUACACGGGGCGGGAGACGAAGAUCCAGAUGAACGCAGCCGAGCCCGCUCCGAAGUCGUCCUCCCUCAAACCUUAUGUCGAUCGGGAGACUCUCCACGUGCUGUGCGUGCAGAUAUUUUUGUGUCUUGUGGCCGCCGUUUUCGCCGGGAUUCGAGCCGCCGGGUCCGACGUGGAGAACAUGUACUUCAUUCUGGGGCAGGACGAGGAACCCCAGUCCCCGGCCCUCGUCGCUUUCCUCAAGUUCUGGUCCUUCAUCAUCAUCUUCACCAACUUCGUGCCGAUCUCCCUGCUCAUCACGCUCGAUAUGGUCAAGGUUUUUCAGUCCAAGUUCAUCGCGUGGGACAGGCAGAUGUACCACGAGGCCCGGGAGUUCGACGGGACGAAGAGACCGAUGCCCGCGCAGGUGAGGUCGAGCGAGCUGAACGAGGACCUCGGCCGGGUGAAGCACAUUUUCAGCGAUAAGACGGGUACCUUGACGUGCAACAUCAUGAACUUCCGGAAGUGCAGCAUUCGCGGCCAAAUGUUUGGCCUAGGCACGACCGAGAUUGGCCUAAACUACCGCCUUAGGAACGGUCUUCCUGUGCCGACAGUACCCCCGCUGCCGCCGGGGGCGAAGCGGACGCCGCACGUGAACUUCAUCGAUCCCGAAUUCUCGAGGGUGGUGGAGAACAAGGCGCACCCUCUGCACGAAGCCGCUGUUGAGUUCUACCUCCACCUUGCCUUGAACCACGAGGUCCAGCCAGAGCAGCAGCAGGACGGCAGCGUGGUCUACUCUGCCUCGAACCCAGACGAGGGUGCCCUCAUCUACGCGGCCUCCCACUUCGGGCACCGCUUUCUCCGGCGGGACGGGAAGGACAUUACCGUCGCCGUCACCACCCGGCACGAGCAGCCGCUGGCAUCACAGCCCACCUCGAAGCCGACGUCUUCGGGAAGCAGCAACAGCGCUCGCGGGGGGCGAUGUGGCAGCACAUCCUUGUCGAUGCAGCAACAGAACGCCGGGGGUGGCGCUAAGAUCUCCUCUAUGUCUCCCCCCCCGCCCCUUUCCACGGGCGGGGGGGCAGAUGUCUGCGGGGGUUCCCCUGUAGUGGGGGGAGAGGAAGAGGAGGUGGAGGAAAAGAUCUUCCAUGUCCUGCACACCUUUCCUUUCACGAGCGACCGAAAACGGAGCUCUGUGGUUGUACGAAAGGGGACGGGAGGGGUGGUGGUGUACUGCAAGGGGGCGGACAACGUAAUAUUGGAGCGGCUAGACUUGGCGAAGAACCCCGCGGAGCUCGUGAAGACGGUGAAGGAGAACAUCGCCGAAUUUACGCGAGACGGUCUUCGAACGCUGCUGACCGCGAAGACGGAACGGUCGGAGGAGCAGUACCUGGAAUGGCUCUCAGAUUUCCAGGCGGCUGAGACCAGCAUGAAGGGCCGAGAAGAGAAGGUCCAACGCACUCCUUAG
This is a messenger RNA of Ectocarpus siliculosus, 2304 nucleotides long. The record is from the annotation of a GenBank genome assembly. NCBI's taxonomy places the organism in Eukaryota, Phaeophyceae, Ectocarpales, Ectocarpaceae.